Molecule: messenger RNA, 1074 nt
Organism: Aureobasidium pullulans EXF-150
Lineage: Eukaryota; Fungi; Ascomycota; Dothideomycetes; Dothideales; Saccotheciaceae
Product: OTU-domain-containing protein
Exons: 2
Coding region: 1-1074 (357 amino acids)
Biological process (GO): endoplasmic reticulum unfolded protein response; protein deubiquitination
Cellular component (GO): cytosol; nucleus
Molecular function (GO): cysteine-type deubiquitinase activity
Source: RefSeq, a predicted model, not a curated record
AUGCGCAUUCGAAUUCGUGGUCCUUCGGGCAUGUCCCAGGUUAGCAUGCCGGAGACAGCAACAUGGGGAGAACUCAAGCAUGAGAUAUCUUCAAAGACAUCAGUCGGCGACUUCGAUGUCAAGUACGGAUACCCACCACAAAAUCUGGACACAACAAGCAUUGACAACGAAACAAAACUGACCGAUGUUGGCAUCAAGCUGGAUGGCGAACAACUCAUCAUCAUGCCACGCGAUGUUCAGCAGUCGUUGCAUAACCCCAUGUCCGGCCACGUGGAUCCUCUAAAUCAUGGAACCUUGCCUUCCUUGAAGAAUAUCCAACCUCCUAAGCACAAUGUUGGCGACUUUCCUUCUAGCUCGACAAAAGCAGAACAAGCCGCACUUUCACUCCAAAGGAAGCCCAACGAUGUGGAGAGUGACCCACCCGAGGUGCCUGUGCCUGGCCUUGAAGGUGUUCUCGUUCUUCGUGUUAUGCCGGAUGACAACAGCUGUAUGUUCAGAGCUCUAGGUAGCGCUGUCCUGGGUGACGCGCUCGAUAGUAUGAACGAGUUGCGCUCGAUGGUGGCUCAGACAAUCCAGUCCAAUCCUGAUCUGUACACGGCUGGUAUGCUCGAGAAAGCACCGGAUGACUACUGCCGUUGGAUCCAGCGUGAGGACUCAUGGGGAGGCGGUAUUGAGCUCGCGAUCCUGUCCCAACAGUUCGACAUCGAGAUCUGCAGCAUCAACGUACAGGACUUGCGCAUUGACCGUUUCAACGAAGGCAAAUCGAGACGCUGCAUCUUGAUCUAUUCUGGUAUCCACUACGAUGUUGUUGCCGUCUCACCUGGUCAAGGCACGAGCCCCGAAUUCGAUAGAAAAGUCUUCGAGGUCGCACAGAUCGAGGGUAUGGAAGGCGAAGAUGGUGGAGCUUUGCAGGCUGCUAGAGAGCUGUGUCAGGUCUUGCAGCAGAGACACUACUUCACCGAUACGCAUGGCUUCACCAUCAAGUGUAACAUUUGCGGCUGGACUGGUAAGGGAGAGCAGGGUGCCACAGAGCAUGCCAAGCAGACAGGGCACAUGAACUUUGGCGAAGCAUGA